This is a messenger RNA of Porites lobata, 3231 nucleotides long. NCBI's taxonomy places the organism in Eukaryota, Metazoa, Cnidaria, Anthozoa, Scleractinia, Poritidae. The record is from the annotation of a GenBank genome assembly.
GCUCUGUUCCUUAAAGAAAUAACAAAAGACUCCAUACGUUCUUUUGUGAAAUGAUCUGCUGAUUUGCAUGCUUCUCAUAAACAGAGCGUGGGAACAGGCUAGUUAACGCUAAAUGAUUUAGUCGUUUCGUGGUAAGCGUUUGGACUCCAGACGGUUAGAUCUUUUUGGUGAAGGAGACACAGAAAAAGACUGCCAGUCACCCAAAGAGAACCUCUCAGAACAACUUGAUAGUUUUAUAAAAUCUCGUUGGGCGAAGAUGGGUGUACACGACCAAGAUACAACUAACACAUCGAGGUACAGUUUAGAGCAGAAUUGAGUCGUUAAAUUUGGGGUUGACUCUUUCGUUCGAAGUUACCUCAGAGGCCUAAGCGUUGGGAGUGUAAGAGAAAAAAAAGAAAACAUUAAGAAAAGCUUCUAAACAACGCUUAACAAUUAGAUACCAUUUAGUGAGACUGAGAGAGAGAGAGAGUUUGAGUAUUAGUACCACAUUUUUAAAUUAUUAGUUUGUGUACGUAAUGUAGUGUUCACACCGACUCCUUGAAGUCAGCCCCGUCCGUUGGGCUACAUGGUCAGCGCAUCAAUGAACAAGAGUUCUAGGGACAAACUUUCAACCCGAAAUUCUGUACUAACGCGCAAAAACUUGCAUGAUCCCGUAGUUAGUGAUAGCUAAGGCUAUGUUCUCACUAUAGCGGAUCAAGAAACCCAUACCUCAUAUGGCAUCGGUUUACACAUAAGAAGGUUAUUUCGGCGAGAUUUCUGUAACGGAGCGAAGCUGCCUCGCGCCGAUCUCUAAAAUGGAGAGUCACAUAUAAUCGGAUAGACUACGAGCAGUAUCUCUUUUUUCUGUAGUCCGUCGACCAAAACGGGAGACACGCAAAUGGCCACGCGCGUGACUGAAGGCGCGAGACGGGAGAGGCACGAAAAAGAGAGACUUUCUUUUUCUUCUCGGUCUGCCCCUCUCGUUUCGCACGUCUCGCUGCUUCGCCGCUCCCGCGCGCGUGCACUGCUCUCACUAAAUCUGAAGAAAAAGAGAGACUGCUCGCAGUCUACAUAUCGGAUAGAUGUUCAUACUUUACCGAAUAGCUUUUCGUGUCGGCAUGAAGAGCUAUCUGGUAGCCUGCGAGCAAGCUCUCGUUUCACUCGCCCAAAUAGGAGAGCUUAUUCUUGCUCGCAGGCUAGCUAUCUAGUAGAGUGUGAACAUUACCUAAAGGUCGCUAUUGAAGGAUUUCAUUUCUAAGAGUGAACAGGUUCAAGUUGGUUCAGUUUUCAGGUUUUUGCUGUUCCUUUCCCUACAGUUCUAGUAAAGGCUUUUGUUGUUUUGCACAUGCACACGGUUUCUUCCUUUUCCACGCCAUAAUAAGGACUUUAGUCUAUUUUAAAUCACUUUGUUUUGUCGUCGCAUCGAAUCCCUGUAAUUAAUUUUAUAUUUUUGGUGUUUUGCAGUUUCGUCAGCACAAAAGCCAUGCGUGCAUAUUCUGACAGUAGUGAUCUACAUAGUUCUUACCCCUGGGAGAGGGAAAAGCGAGACGACUUCUAUCGCGGAUGGGGAAGAGAAAAAUGGAACAAAGACUUCUCCAAGGACAAAGCACAGAUGAUGAAUGGACCAACCACAAAACGCUCGCCUUGCAAAAAGUACAUAUCUGUUGUUUCGGAGGGUAACUAUUUCAUAGCCUCAAAAGCGCCGCUUCCGGACCGAAUCGAGCUUCGAAUGUGUGGUACGGCAGGUGUAUCGCAGAAGCAUCGCUCGGUUUCCAUUCCAGACCUGUACCGCAUCAAGAUGAAGCCAAUUCCGGAGGCAGUGGAGGACAUAGUGGAUGCUGUGCGUCGAGAAGAUGUCCAGUCGGAAGGUUUAUGUCCAAUACAUGAUCAUCACUCACCAAGAAACAGUGAUUUAAAAGAGAUGUACGUCUCGCAGUACACCCACCAUUUCGACCCCACCGAGCCUCGUUCACAUAUUGCUGGAUGGAAGGUCGACAUUGAACCCAACGGCAUUCCACAUCGUCGGUCCCGAAUGUGCGUGCUUAACAAUCCUGUCGUGUCGGGAUCGAGAAAGAGACCGGAACGCCCGAAAUCUGCACCUCCUACUUUGGCUUAUGAGUUCGACCUGCUCGAACAGAGCAUCGAAGACGACAGACUUUCGUCUGCUACCCUUCCCACAUUUCAUCGCGGUUAUCCUGAAUCUGUUCAAAGUACCGAUGACUUAUCGACCCGUCUUAAAGAUCUGAUUGUGGACUCCGCGCCGCCAGAACUCAUCUACGAUGAUAGUUCAUUCGGCUACGAUCCAAGCGAUGAUACGUCGGAGACAUCUUCGGCGUUUAACCAAGACCCAUACAAAAAGAGAGAUCCCGCCAAAUUUAACUACAGCCGCCCAAGGUUGAUUCGACUCUCCGCUGACUUUCCUGGCGUAAGAAACUUGGAAAAAAUGCGCCGAAAACGGCAAAGCAUGGGUUCAUCAUCAACUGGUUCCAUGUCAUCUCCCUCUCCGUCUCCGCGCUCGGCUGGUGAGUAUGGGUUUUUCGUGGCGCUUACAUCAAAGGAUCAAAUCCCUCAACAGAGGCAUGGAAGAUACUAUUCCAUGACGUAACGAGGGAGAACUAGGAAGGUCUCUUGCCAUUAAGUCCUAGUUAAGACAGCACAUUCACGAAUAGGACCGCCACGCAUUGAGAACUUUGCUUGUUCUUGAAGAUAAUGCAUACAUGUUCCUUGAGUUCACGGAUAAUUUUAUGCGUUAAAGUGGAAAAUUGCACUUGUCGGAGCAAGGACAAUUUUGUUAACCAAUUUUGUUUCCGACUUUUUUUAAUUCAGAGGAAAUAAAACAUUCGUCUUCGAGCGCACAGGCGUAAAAUUCAUAGUCGUUCGCGAGCAGUUGAUUGGCUACUAAAGCUGAAACCGUGUUGCUCGUCAAGUUAGCGUUCGAGCGUGGACAGGAGGCGCAUAUUCGUACAGUUAAACCUCAUUAAUACAGAUACCACAGGGACAAAGCCAUAACAGAGGUGCAUGAACACGUAAUUAUGGAGGUCGAGAAUGCGCGAGGAAAGCCGUAAAAUUUUUAAUUUUGGGGACCAUACUGGCAUUGUGAACUAUAGGAAUAGACCGGUGCUUGGAAAUACUUUUUAAAGUAGCUAUUGUCACGUAGUUUAUUAAACCACUGAUAAAGAACAGGCCACUUUUUUCUCCUGGUGAAAUAUAUAAGAUAUAAAAGGUAAAAACAAGAGAAGCUAUGGAUGGACA